GCGUCGCCCGCCCGCCGCUUUUACUCUCCUGUACAGAUAGCGCGUUCGCGAAACCAGCGUGGCGCCCAACAGAGGAGGAAGGCUACAACAUCUACGAAUCUGUGGCUCUGGGAGCAUCGCCGACCGCCAAGCAAAGGCAUGUCCUCGAGCGCCCACGAUCCCGCUCAGCCGCCGGCCGACGUCGAUGACAUCGAGAAGCUGGCCAUGGCCAACCUGGAUCCCGUGGUGCGGACCUUUAUUCAGACCGGAUACGGUCGGGGCCUGACAGUACGCGAAAAUCGCGAGGCUUUCGACAGGUGGCGAUUCCUACCCAGAGUGCUCUCGGGCUCUUCGAAGAGGAACACCCAGACGACUCUGCUGAACAGGGUUGUGUCCUUGCCUGUCGGCAUCGCUCCGACGGCGGCCCACUGCAUCGUGCAUCCCGAUGCCGAGCUCGCCGUUGUGAGAGCGGCUCGUGAGGCAAAGACCGUGAUGGCUGUCAGCGUGGUGCACUCCGCUUCGCUGGAAGAGGUGGCAGCCGCCGCAGGGCCCGACGCCGUCCUCUGGGCGCAGCUGGAUAUCCGCAAGGACCGCUCCAUAACGCUGGAGGAAGCCCUGCGCGCACAGCGCUGCGGCUUCGCAGCGCUUGUCGUGACGCUAGACGCUCCCCUUGUCGGACGCAAGGCCGCACCUGGGGUCACCGACCCAGUGGCAGAAGCCUUCGGAGAGACCUUCUUGCGUCUUCGAGGUGGCACGCCCGGCCAUGAGUGGGACCCGUGCCAGAGCUGGGAUGACAUCGACUGGCUGCGCAAGAAUGUGGACCUACCUCUAGUCAUCAAGGGCAUCCUCAGAGCCGAUGACGCUGUGAAAGCUGUGGAUCACGGUGCUUCCGCAAUCGUCGUGUCCAACCACGGUGGUCUUUACAUGGACGGCGUUCCUGCUACGCUGGAGGUGCUGCCGGAGUUGGUGCGUGCCGUGAGUGGGCGCUGUGAAGUCUAUAUGGACGGCGGCAUCCGGUGUGGCGGCGAUGUGGUCAAAGCGUUGUCCCUAGGAGCCAGAGCAGUGUUCAUCGGCCGGCCAAUCUUCUAUGGUCUGGGAUACAAGGGUCAGCAGGGAGUCACCGAAGUACUCGAGUGCAUCCGCCGGGAGCUGGACAACUGCCUCGCACUAAUAGGUUGUUCCGACGUGGAAAAGCUACACCCUGGCUUCCUGAGGCGCAGCGCCGUUUCCUUCCACGAGCACACCAGCUCUACACCACACGACUUUGCCACACGUUUCUCUUCAUGAAAAACUGAAAUAUUGUGAAGCA
Dermacentor andersoni is the source of this 1288-nucleotide messenger RNA. The record is from RefSeq and is a predicted model, not a curated record. NCBI's taxonomy places the organism in Eukaryota, Metazoa, Arthropoda, Arachnida, Ixodida, Ixodidae.